This is a messenger RNA of Closterium sp. NIES-65, 426 nucleotides long. The record is from the annotation of a GenBank genome assembly. NCBI's taxonomy places the organism in Eukaryota, Viridiplantae, Streptophyta, Zygnematophyceae, Desmidiales, Closteriaceae.
AUGAGCAUCCUUAGCACUCUCUGGGACGAGGUUCUGGGAGGUCCGAAGCCAGAGAAGUGCCAGGAUCGACUUGGGGCUCUGAACAUUCCCCAGUCGCCGUCGAAUUCUGUGGACUUGACUGGCAGUCCUGUGAAUUCACCGAAGCCAUCGUGGGAAGAUGACUUCGAAAAGCGGCGAAGGAGCGUGGAGUGUGGAAGAGUUUCUUCCCAACCCGUGAAUAUAAUUGGCUCAGUAAAGGCCGCAAGGAAGGACCGACAUCUGGAAACAUCGCAUUCUCUUCCAGCCACAUUCAAGCGGGACUACAAGCUGCCUUCGCGGUUUGGAAGUGGCUCCAAGGAUUUCGUGUCUCCUGCUCAGCCACCACACACGGCGGGUUCGGAACCUGAUACAGCUGUCUAUGCUUGGUACAACCCACUACCCGUCUGA